AUGGGCAUUAUCGUCGCUCUGACAGCUGGGCUUUAUGAAGCCUUGAAUUUACUAGGAGCUGGUGGCGGCCGUCCCAACUCAGCACAAACAGUACAAGUAGUGAAUGCUACGCUGUGUGGAGUAUGGGUCCUCGCAUCUACUUUCAGUGGCAGCUUAUUGAACACAAUUGGGCCCGCUGUCACGGCUUGCCUUGGCGUUCUGGGAUACAUAAUCUAUGUUGGCAGUCUUUGGUACUUUGACAGAACUGGCAAUGAAGGAUUCCCAAUUUUUGCCGCUGUUGCCAUCGGAAUCUCCGCUGGUUGUCUCUUUUGCACCAUGGGAUACAUCUCUAUGUCUUAUUCCAUGGAACAAGAACGAGGAACAUUUAUCAGCAUGUCAUUCAAUCUUCAAGCUUUUGGUGCAGCUGUCGGUGGUAUAAUUCCUCUGAUAAUUAACCGCAACUCCAACGAAGUAGCUGGUGUUCCCACAGCAGUGUACAUCGUCUUCAUCAUUAUGCAAGGGUUGGGUGUCUUUUUGUGCUUUGCUCUGCAACCUCCUUCGAAGAUACUCCGUGACGAUGGCACCCAGGUAGCCACUACCCGAUCUCGUGGGUUCAUUGAGGAGCUGAAGUCAAAUUUAGAGAUUUUCAGAGAUUGGAAGCUCCUGAUCAUGCUUCCGGCUUUUAUUCCCUCCGAAUGCUUCCUUGUGUACGGUGGUUCAGUGAAUGCUUUUCAUAACAGUUUGAGAGCAAGAUCUCUCCUGUCAUUCAUUGCCGUCGUGGUGCAAAUUCCCGCAGGCAUCGGUCUGCAAAAGAUUCUGGACCAUGAAAAUUGGUCGCGCCGUAUAAGAGCAAUCACCGGCCUCGCAGUUGUUGGUAUCCCAUUGAUAGCUGCGUGGGUUUGGGAGGUCCUGCGGACUCGCGACUAUGACCGCUCUAACCCACCCAUUAGCCCAACUGAUUGGACCGACGAUGCCUUUAUUCCUAUCUUCUUCCUGUUUAUACUGAACUGGGUGGCUAGUGUUCUAUGGCCAUACAUUAUUCUUUAUUUCCUCGGCUGUCUGACAAACUCGCCUCGCAAAUCGGCAAACUAUGUCGGUGUUUUCCGUGCCGCUCAAGGGGCGGGAGAAGCUAUUUGCUUUGGUGUUGACUCCCUCGGUGUCCCUUACAUCAAGGAGGCCGCCGUUCUCCUCGCCUUCUAUGCCACUGGUGUAAUUGUAUUCGCCUACCUUGCGGUGUUUCAUAUCAGAGAAACUGAAUACUUCGUUGGUGAAGAUGGUGUUGUCGUACCAAAGCAAGUUUUGGAGGGACACAGCCGCGAUAAACAAAAGGCUGGCGAAGAGUAA
Molecule: messenger RNA, 1323 nt
Organism: Penicillium riverlandense
Lineage: Eukaryota; Fungi; Ascomycota; Eurotiomycetes; Eurotiales; Aspergillaceae
Exons: 3
Coding region: 1-1323 (440 amino acids)
Source: RefSeq, a predicted model, not a curated record